GUGAACAAAAGAGUUUGGUAGACAAAAUUUAUGACGACGAUUUAGGUGGCGACGUGAAAGAUGAAGCGGACAACGACAUGGGUGACAAUGUGAGCGAGGACUUGGGUGACCUGGACGACUACGUGGAGAGCGACGCGGAUGAUAUUGUGAAUGACGAUAUGAAUACAUCAGUGCUUCUAGAUGAAGAAGAGGAUGAUAUGGCUUUACGUCCCGAGCAAUUAGAAAAGCUUGCAAAAUCGGAAAAAAUCAAAGAAUUCUUGCGUGACGAUAAAUUACGAGAGAUUAUUUAUCAUAUAAAUUUUACUUCAAGAAGUGGCAAUGUUGAAGAUUUGCUAGACACUACCAAAAAAAAUGAUGAGAUUUUUUUUAAAUUUACUGAAGAGAUUUUGGAUACAGUAAUUGGACCGAAAUCUUUCGCUGAUAUAUAG
Cetraspora pellucida is the source of this 428-nucleotide messenger RNA. Lineage: Eukaryota; Fungi; Glomeromycota; Glomeromycetes; Diversisporales; Gigasporaceae. The record is from the annotation of a GenBank genome assembly.